GUCUCUUUCCUUCACGACCAAGCUGAUAAAGAGAAAGCAAUAAAGAGAAAGAAGAAAGAAGGAGAUAAAGCUUCAGUAUCUAACCUUUUUUGUUCUGGAGUUGUAAACUCAGUUCUCAUAGACAUUUACAAUACGUCUUUGACAAUGGCUGGUGGUGUGGAAGCAGCAAGUGGAAGAAGUAAAAGUAAAAAUAACUUACUAAGAAAGCAACUUGCUGUAGCUCUACGAAGUGUUCAAUGGAGCUACGCAAUCUUCUGGUCCUCUUCACUUACUCAACAUGGGGUUUUGGAGUGGGAAGAAGGGUGUUACAACGGGGAUAUAAAGAAGAGGAAGAAGAGUUACGAAGCUGCUCAGUAUAAAUAUGCGUUGCAGAGAAGCAACCAACUUAGGAAACUUUAUCUGUGUAUGCUGGAAGGAGAUAGUAAUACUACUAUUAGUACUACUCAUGAUGUUGAUGAUUAUGGUGAUGAUGAGGAACACAAUUGUAACAGUACAACAAGUAUGAUGUUGUCACCAGAUGAUCUCUCAGAUGAAGAGUGGUACUAUAUAGUCUCCAUGUCCUAUGUCUUCUCUCCUUCUCAAUGUUUGCCAGGAAGAGCUUUGGUGACGGGUGAGACCAUAUGGCUUUGCAACGCUCAGUACGCAGAUAACAAACUCUUCUCUCGCUCUUUGUUAGCAAGAAGCGCAUCAAUUCAGACUGUUGUAUGUUUCCCUUACUUGGGCGGUGUGAUUGAGCUGGGCGUCACAGAACUGAUUUCAGAAGACCAUAGUCUGCUUCAACACAUCAAGUCUUGCUUGUUGGAGACUUCAAAACCUGAUUGCGCUUCAUACACCUUCUCUGCUCGCCGAGACAGCGAUGAUGAGAAGUAUCAAACUAAAAUCAAGACCAGUGAUGGAAACUCAAACUCAGUGCUCCAAGGGAACCAUCAGAUUCAGUCUGAUGAAGACGUGCAUUACAAAAGAACUGUCUCAACACUACUCAAAUACGCUGCUGAUAAGGAUAUUCCUCAUCUCCAACCGGAUCUUGUUUCUACUAAUAUUGAGUCAAGUUUCUUGCGUUGGAAGCAACGUGAGCAACCGAACUCAAUUCUGUUUCAGGAACAUAGCAAUUUGCAGACCUUGUCACAGAACGUGCUGAGGAAGAUAUUGCAAGACGUACCUUUGAUGCACUCUUUAGACACAAAGAGAACUCUCCCAAGUAAGACGUUUGGUCUGAAUCAAGAUGAUCCUUGGGAUACAAGAAAAGAGAACGAAAAGUUCAGUGUCCUUAAAGCUAUGGUUCCCACUGUCAACCAGGUUGAUAAAGAAGAAAUACUGAACAACACAAUCAAGUACUUGCAAGAACUAGAGGGAAGAGUAGAAGAGCUAGAAUCUUGUAUGGGCUCGGUUAACUUCGCAGAGAGACAGAGAAAGAGCGUUAACGACUCUGUGUUAAUCGAGGAGACAUCAGGGAACUAUGAUGAGAGCACGAAGAUCGAUGGAAACUCAGGAGAAACGGAACAAGUCACUAUAGUGAGAGAUGAGACACAUUUGAGAGUUAAACUGAAAGAAACAGAAGUUGUGAUGGAAGUAAGAUGUUCUUACAGAGACUACAUAGUUGCGGACAUCAUGGAAACUCUGAGCAAACUUCACAUGGAUGCUUUCUCUGUUAGAUCUUACACACUUAAUGGGUUUCUCACACUUAAUCUCAAGGCAAAGUUUCGUGGGGCUGCAGUUGCGUCGGUAGGGAUGAUUAAGAGAGAGCUGAGGAGAGUCAUUGGUGAGAUUAUAUGAAAAUCCCUUUAGGGAUCUUUUAAUGAUUUUGGUAAAAGUAAUAUUGUAUUUCCUAAACUUUUGAUGAAAUGUUAUAUUGUUUUUUUUUUUGGACUUUGGUGAAUUAGUUACAUCGAGUUUUGCGAGUUUGUAUUUAUGUAAUCUUUGCCAAGACUGGUUGCAUGGAAUUUUAGACAUUGUCAUCUUCUCUCCUAUAUAUUGUUCUUGAUUGGUUAUA
Molecule: messenger RNA, 1990 nt
Organism: Brassica rapa (field mustard)
Lineage: Eukaryota; Viridiplantae; Streptophyta; Magnoliopsida; Brassicales; Brassicaceae
Product: transcription factor MYC1
Molecular function (GO): protein dimerization activity
Source: RefSeq, a predicted model, not a curated record